ACAGAUCCGGUCGGUUAUGAAUGUGCUUCCUACCCGGUGGGAAGGGAGUAGAGUGUAAACAGUUACUCGUGCGGUCCUGUGUUAACUGCACAAUCGCUUUCCAUUGACCAUGGUCAAGUGCGUGGUUCAGGGGUGCCCAAACAAGAUCUGCCCCGAGUCGGACCUUAAGAAUCGACCGCACAAGCGUUUCUUCAGCUUUCCGAAGGACGAGGCCCGAGUUAAAGUGUGGCUCGCGGCGCUGAGAGAGACAGAGCGCGUUCUUCCGUCCGAGGAGCACCGGAUCUGCGAAGACCACUUCCUGAAGGACCACAUCACUCAACAGGGCGUGAGUGAGGACGCCAUCCCCAUAAUGCCCCCGUACCUGGACGGCCCGCUGGCGCUCGCGGCGGAGACGGAAAUGCCGAGCUGCGAGGAGCUGGGCGAGCUGUCCGAGGUGGAGGACCUGCAGAAUGAGUUUGAUGAAGGCAGAGAUGGAGAAGAUGAGACGUGGGAAACUGAGGGUGGCGACUGCUUCGAAGAUGAUCCUGAGAACAAGUUAUCCAGAGCGAAAGAAGAAAAUGACACAAAAGACAGUAUAUCCAGGACACCCAGAAACCCAAACCGGGUGCCGUCCUUUCGGAAGAAGUACCGCUGUGACGUGUCACUGGGCAGGCUCACCAAGCGAUUCAUGGAACUGGUACACGCAGCGCCAGAUGGUAUUCUGGAUCUCAACGAGGCAGCUCGCCAGCUGGGGGCACGCAAACGGCGGGUUUAUGAUGUCACAAAUGUGCUAAGCGGCAUCCAGCUCAUUAAGAAACGCAGUACCAGUCAAGUCCAAUGGGUUGGUUCUGGUCAAGGCAAUGAGCUGUGCAACCAAUGGGAGAAAAGGCUAAAGGAGGAGCUGCUGAACCUGACAGCCAUGGAAGAGGCUCUGGAUGAGCUCAUCAAGGACUGUGCUCAUCAGCUCUUCUCACUGACCGAUCAUAAGGACAAUGCCGAUUUGGCUUAUGUGACACAUGAUGAUAUCUGCAGGAUCAAGGCUUUCCAGGACCAAGUGGUCAUUGCAAUCAGAGCUCCUGAAGGGACCAAGUUGGAGGUCCCUGCCCCAAAAGAGGACAGCAUCCAAAUCCGCUUGAAGAGCACCAGGGGUCCAAUCAAAGUGCUGCUGAGUGAGACAGAUGGGCCUUGCAGGGGCCGAAACUUUGGAGCUGUCUUGGCAGGCACCUUCUUUACGCUGGAGAACAGCAGAAUACGGGUCACCCCACUCAUUGCAGACAAGCUCACAAUUCACUGUGGAACCACAGACCAUCUUUAUGGAUGGAGCCCCCCAGUAACCCAUGGGUGGAAAAAAACUGCACAUUUCUGAAAGAAUCCUAACAUCCUGCUGUUGGAAUUUUCAUCUAUGUAAAUAACAAAACACUAAAAGCAUCUGUUUUAUUUCUGCUUGGAUUUUUAAUUGUCAGGAUGCCCUAGUAAAGUUUUCUUUUCGUUUUCUGAUAAUUUUUACAAUGAAGACUGGAAUGCACAUCUAAACCUUAAAAACAUGGACCAGGUUGACAAUCCUAAGAAGGGCAAUUUGACAGCUCACAAGCCUAAAAAAAAAAAAAAGUUUAUUUUUGUGUAUAUGAAUAUGUAAAUGCUAUUAAAAUUGUUGAGAGAUUGCACUGCAGUGCCCAGUACCUUUUUAGUUUUUCCUUGACAUUGCCUGGAGGAAACUGGCUGCUGAAAUUGCCUACUGAUGAGAGGCUUGACAACUGUGUUAUUACAGCAUAGUUGAAUAUAGCUAUCAGUAAAAACUUUCAAUAUUCUUGUAAAUAAACAUGCAAUAUGCAAGUG
This is a messenger RNA of Scleropages formosus (Asian bonytongue), 1815 nucleotides long. RefSeq names its product E2F transcription factor 6 (gene e2f6). Bases 110 to 1345 code for a protein of 411 amino acids. The record is from RefSeq and is a predicted model, not a curated record. NCBI's taxonomy places the organism in Eukaryota, Metazoa, Chordata, Actinopteri, Osteoglossiformes, Osteoglossidae. Gene Ontology annotation, cellular component: RNA polymerase II transcription regulator complex. Gene Ontology annotation, molecular function: DNA-binding transcription factor activity, RNA polymerase II-specific; RNA polymerase II cis-regulatory region sequence-specific DNA binding; protein dimerization activity. Gene Ontology annotation, biological process: regulation of transcription by RNA polymerase II. The transcript has 9 exons.